This is a messenger RNA of Macrosiphum euphorbiae (potato aphid), 501 nucleotides long. The record is from the annotation of a GenBank genome assembly. Lineage: Eukaryota; Metazoa; Arthropoda; Insecta; Hemiptera; Aphididae.
AUGGACUUCCUCCAAUUGAAUUCUAUAUACAACAGUUCUAGUUCCCUUCUUGAUUUGAUAUUCGCUAAUAAAGAAAGUAUCGAUGUUGAUGUAGCUCCAGUCAGUCUUGUCCCUUGUGACAUAUAUCAUCCAGCUUUGUCAUUUAAUUAUCAAUUUCCUGUCCCUUUAUUUAUGCUAGAUGAUAGUCACUCGUAUCGUGAUUUUAACAAUGCUGACUUUGACUCUAUUGCUAAAGCCUUAGCUGACAAUGACUUAUCUACUACUUUUAACAUUCAGCCUGCUGACUUAUCUGCCACAAGGUUACAGGAUUCUAUUCUUGACGCCAUUCAACGAUUCGUUCCACUUAAACCAUUUCGUAGAUCAACCUUCCCAUCAUGGGUUUCCCCUGUUCUCAAAUCUCUUCUUUUUAAAAAAAAAUUCAAAAAACAGGCUCGUUUCAUGACUACAACUCGUUCUCUAAUCUACGUUCUCAAUGUAAAGCACUAUCUAAAUCAUGUUUAA